UCAUUUUAGACCUACGAGAGACAGUGAAGAUGAUGAAGACGAUGAGAGGAAGGGAAAAGGUUGCACCCUACAGUACCAGUAUGCCUUGGUGCGAGUCCUCACUCAUUUUGUCGCAGAACCCUCUGACCCAGGAGGAGAGAUGGUCUACAUGUUAGGAGCAGACUGGCAGGCAGAUAUCACUCAUUUGGUGUUGGAUCAACUUAAGGUGGAAGAUCCUCGUAUUGCACGACUGAUAGACGGUCGAAUCUUGAUCGGACGUGACCUAGGGAUCACAACUAUACAGGUUCUGUCCCCGCUGUCUGAUUCUAUCCUAGCAGAGAAGACUGUGACAGUGUUGGAUGACAAGGUCACCAUCGCAGAUAUGGGAGUGCAGCUGGUUGCUUCUCUGUCCCUCAGUAUGACACCCAGUCCUGGAAACAAUCAGGCUAUACAGCUAACCACUACAGCUACAGACCUGCUACACACACCGAAACAGGAGGCCGCUAUCAGUGCAUGGAUACAGUACAGUGAUGGUUCAGUGACUCCACUUGAUGUGUACGAUCCCAAGGACUUUCUACUCUCAGCUGUGUCAUUGGAUGAAAAUGUUAUCUCCAUCAACAACCAG
Molecule: messenger RNA, 604 nt
Organism: Labrus bergylta (ballan wrasse)
Lineage: Eukaryota; Metazoa; Chordata; Actinopteri; Labriformes; Labridae
Source: RefSeq, a predicted model, not a curated record